AUGACCAGAGAGGCCGAAGCCUGCCUUCUGGGAAUCUUCCACACCCUCGUUGCUAGAGCCGACCUCUACGGAGCCCUUCGUGGUCAUUCUGCGUUCUAUGCGACCGUUGCGACUGAGCUCAAGACCAGAGGCGAACUCAGUGGAGACGCACUCAAGGAUAUCGACGAAGUUUACGUGCGCGCCCGUCGCGGCGACCCGGGCGAAUGGCUCAAGACCGAUCUCAACAUGGCUGUAGAUGCUUGGAUUUCAGUCAAGGACAUGAUUGCGACUCUUCCGCCCCUUCAGGCCUUGUCCCUCACGGCCCGCCCCAACGAAAUGGGUGCCCUCACGGCUCAAUUCCAGAGCGCCAGCGUCGCCGGACCCGCAGAGAAUAAGACCUGGCCUCCUGCUCACUUCGACCCGCACGAACUUGCCCUCAUCGCCACACCGGAGCUUCGAGGCGUCCUCUUCGGCAAGACGCCCCAGACCCCUGGCGCCCUGCCUGCGACUCCCAGCAAGGCUACUCUCUCCCUCGAUACUCGUGCCUAUCUCUGCUCUCUCGCUCUUUCCAACUACCAGCCCGACAGCACCUGGAACUUGGUUCUUACCCCCAUCGCCAACUUCAAGAAUCAGAUGGAGCGUCGCCAGUGGUCAAUCCCCUCAGGCGGACAAUCUCUUUACUGCUUCAGCAUUGAAACUGCCUUGGUUCAAGCCGUCAAAGCCUUCCAGAAUGGAAAGGCCAUCUCUAUCGGUCUUGCCACUCCUUGGUUUGGUCGCACUUGGGGCGCGAUUCCUUCUGUCGACGAGUCCUCGCUCUGCCCUCGUCUCGGCUUCGCCAUUGUACUUCACAAGUAUGCCGACGGCCUUGAGCUAAUCAUUUUCGACCCUAUCGCCCGCUACAACCACAUCAAGAACAACCCUCAGAUCAAGGCAAGCCUCUCCAGCCUCUUUGCCUUUCGCCAGUCUAUUGGUGACAAUACCGAAGCGGCGAUUCAGGGAGCUGGAGGACGCUUGAUCCGUGGAUGGUACGGCGGCAAGCUGGAGAUGCCUGCCAACGGAGCUGAUAGUGUUCAGCUGGCGAGUGAGUGGAUUCGUCUGCUCGUUCUCGCCGGCGGCUGUCACGGUCAAGAUCCUUUGGCUGUUAAUGAUGAGCAGUGGGCUCAGUGGGGCUUCGAGGAGGUGCAGAUUUGA
This is a messenger RNA of Colletotrichum scovillei, 1170 nucleotides long. RefSeq lists its product as uncharacterized. The record is from RefSeq and is a predicted model, not a curated record. NCBI's taxonomy places the organism in Eukaryota, Fungi, Ascomycota, Sordariomycetes, Glomerellales, Glomerellaceae. The transcript has 2 exons. Bases 1 to 1170 code for a protein of 389 amino acids.